CGAAAACAUCAGUCUUCUUGAAAUAAUUGCAAAAAAAAGACGUGUUCGUCAUUAUUUUUAGCAUUUUCGUUGGUUACUUAUUUUUUUUCAUUAGGUUUUUUUUCGAAAAAAAAACAACAACAAUAAAAAUAAACAUUUUCGUAUUUUUAAUCUAUCGCUAAACAAGAUGAAGCAGGUGAAAGCACUUCUCGCUUAUAUGACCAUAUUUUUGAUCAUUAUAAGUUUUGUCAACGCAGAAGUCAGUAAAUCUAAAUCAAAGGGGAAAAAAUUCGAUCGAACGAUUAAAGUAAAUGGAAAAGACUUAACAAGAAAAAGUAUAGUAUUUGACAAAGAAACACCUGAUGUUUUUUACUGCAUCCCAAAUAAACCGACAGAAGAAGAUAAAAUUAUCGUAAGAUCACGGCCGAUUCAUAAACUUUGCGAGUUCGAAGGAAAUAUUCCAGAAAAAUAUGAGCCGGACUGCUAUAAAGAUGUGGAUGAAUCAGAUUAUGCAUGCAAAGAGAAAUACAGAAUAUUUAUGCGACGCUUCCCUCCAGGUUCUGAGAAGCCAUAUAAUGGAACCAAACUCCUGAAAUUUAUGCUGAUGGACGACAAUAUUAAACAGACCAAGAAAACUGACAAAAUUACACACAACUAACUUAAAAUUGAAGUAAAAAAUAUAAUGAAACAAAACGAGAAAACAACAACACAAGACUAACACCGACAAUUGACGCUGACCUAUUCUGUCCUUAACACAUUCUUAUAAUGAAACUUCUCUAAUGGAGUUGUUUUCAGUACAUUGAGUUCUUUAAUCUCACCCACAUAAAUGAUGUUCUAUAAACUGUAGAAUUCCAUUCAUGUGUCGAAUUUUCUCUCGUCUAACACAGCAUUUUUCUUAUCGCUAAUUUAUUUUUAUGGCAUGAAAAACCAAUAUAAUUUAGACUGAAUAAAAUGGUUUUAUUUCAAUUUUCUAAUUACAAUUCAUGUAAAACAUCUAA
This is a messenger RNA of Contarinia nasturtii (swede midge), 977 nucleotides long. RefSeq lists its product as uncharacterized. The transcript is spliced from 5 exons. Lineage: Eukaryota; Metazoa; Arthropoda; Insecta; Diptera; Cecidomyiidae. The coding region runs from base 167 to 637 and encodes 156 amino acids. The record is from RefSeq and is a predicted model, not a curated record.